AUGGAACAUCAAUACCUCCUUUCCCCUCAUGUGGAUGCGUCGCCAUCACCCGUCAGCGAUGUGCCAUCGCCCGUCAGCGACAUAUCUCCCCUUGAAUCCAAGCACAAAGCGAUCAUUAUCUUCUUCAAAUACUUUGUCGAUGUGGCCACCACGAAAGCCAGCACAAGCACUGCUGAAACGGAGCGCCUCCUGCCUGAAUCUUCGGCUGCCGCCAGCGAGUUUCUCAAGCGACUAUACAAUGUCGAGGUUCGAGCAAGUUCCAUUGACAGAUACUGGCGUCAAGCCAAGGAAAACGCCGUAGAGCGUAACAUCACUUGGGACGAGAACGCUGUGGCUCAGAUCAUUAGCAGUCAAGUGAAGGAUGACGACACAUUUGACGAGGUCAACUCUUUCUUGCAACACCAUGCUGGUGUAAGUUCCAGUGAACCAAUUUUCUUCCUCUCAUUGGCAUCCGCUGACAGCUCCCACAAGGACGAACGCCUCUCCGUAACGACAGAGUGGAUAAUAUCGAAGGCAUGGCAAGCCUUAUCCGAUCCGCAGGGCAACGUCCCCUUGCGAACCUACUGGAAGGAGAUCAACCGAGGCCGACGCGGUCCUCCUAGCAUUCCAGAUCCCCCACUGAAGCAGGUUUCUGACGAAUCUCCAACCCCUCUGGUCAUUCCUUCCAGUCUCCUUCAACGCGACGCCGAUCGCGCUCUCGAGAAUGGUCGCUCUGGAGACGCAGACUGA
Molecule: messenger RNA, 729 nt
Organism: Letharia lupina
Lineage: Eukaryota; Fungi; Ascomycota; Lecanoromycetes; Lecanorales; Parmeliaceae
Exons: 1
Coding region: 1-729 (242 amino acids)
Source: RefSeq, a predicted model, not a curated record